UGACUGUGUAUGAAGAAGUAUGCGUCUGUAUGGAAGCGACCGGUGGAGUGACUUGUAGCUGGGUGACUUGAUUCGCCGCAAUUGAACGGUCAACAAAGUGGCGUUUAUGUCGCGUGAGUCCAGCUAAUAAGAACCCGCAGAAAGUGCAUACAAAAGUGUGUACAUAUUGUACUUAUGUAAGUACGUCGCUAUGUAGGGUGAGUCUGCCAUUUGUUUCAUUGUUCAUCGUUCAAUUGUUCGAAUUGAAUUUGUUUGCCGGUAUUGGCUGACGACUCGAUUUGCACUUUGGCUACAGCAAUUCAUAGGCGACUUGCCAUUGUUCAAAAACGGCUCGAAGCAAUCGGACGUUUAGCGGCAAAUGCUAUCGGCAACGUUCAUAAUUAUACUGACAGUGUCAAGUUUCUAAUGUUACAUUGUAUGUGUGUUAACACAAGUCCUUUAAGUUUGCUGCGUUCGGUGUGGCAAAUAUAAUUAAGUGAAUCUGAAGGAUAUUAAUAUCCUGCUACAUCCGUUGGACUAGACAUGUGCCGCGAAGUAAGGACUUUUUAUCACUGAACUUGAACUGUACAAUGACAUUACAUGAAAAUAUGUUCAAAAAAAUAAUAUAAGGACAUAAGUUAUAAUUGAAUGUAAAUUAAAUAUCUAACACGGAACACGGAGAGUUUUUAAAAGUAAAGUGUUUACACUUAUCUGAUAAUCCAAAGAAAUUCAUGUGCUUUUUAAUUCAAAUGUGAAUUUACUCGUAACCGGUUUUAUUAUACUACUACGGUCUAGACAGGUUUAAAAGACCAAGUGAAGGACAAGGAUACAUGGUUUUUAGAAAAAUACUCUUUUUUAUUAAGAUAGCUUUCAUAUAGACCGAUAUAUGCAGUAAAAGAUCAGCCGGAAACACGAAAAAUCGUUAUGGGGACUAAGGGAAUUAUUGAUCUGUUUCUAUCCAUAUUUGACAUACACUCAUCUUAUUAUUAGAAUAAUAAGUUCGCAAGAGGAUUUGGGGUUUUAGUUCAAUUCUCCAUUCAGAUUAAUGGGACAAAGAGUUAAAAAUAUUUUAUAUAUAUCAUUUCAGAUAAACAUUGCAGUUAUAUACGUACAUCAAUCAAUAUAAUAUUAAAACGUCACACUCGAAAUGACGAAUCACUCUGAAUUGGUGAAUUUGCACAACGAUAGUUCAGCACAAAAAGUUUCAAUUGUUAAUGGACUCGAUAAAAUAAAGCCACCGAAACCGUUGGGCGAACGGAGAAAAGCAGUAUUGCGUCAGGAGCUUAUGGUACUUCUUGGCAAUACGUGUGUGGUAGCAUCGGGCAUGUCCGUGGCUCUACCUUCUGUAUCGCUAGCUCAACUAACAGAUCCGAAUGAUAUUUACCAUCUGAACACCGAGGAAAGUAGUUGGUUUGCUUCUGUCAAUAGUAUGGCCUGUCCGCUGGGAGGCUUAUUAGUAAGUUAUCUUAUGGAUCGCAUCGGUCGUAGAAAUACGAUGUUAUGCACGAAUUUCGUAGGUAUUAUCGGAUUAUUGCUGAUUGUCUUUGCCCCCCACCAAACCACACGUGAUGCUAUUUAUAUACAGUUACUCGCUGGCAGAUUUCUAUGUGGUCUUAUGAUUGGUUUAUCACUGUCCCCAAUUGGUUCGUAUGCGGCGGAAAUUAGUUUACCACGGAUAAGGGGUCGUCUGAUUAUGGGUACAUCGAUAGCAAUAGCCAGCGGUAUAUUGCUUAUGUAUUUGUUAGGUUAUUUUAUACGGGACAACUUUAAAGUAAUCUCCAUUAUAUCUGUCAUUUAUCAAUGCUUGGCGUUCUGCUGUUGCCUUCCCAUGCCUGAAUCCCCAAGUUGGCUGCUACAGAAGGGCUAUGAGGAGCGGGCUCGCAAGUCGCUGAAGUAUUUUCGGGGUCUCUCAAAAAAUGAUAAUAACAUUUACGAGGAAUUCGAAACAGAAUUGGCACUCAUCAAGAAAAAUUCAGACAGCAGUCGGACAGCCGCUGCCAAUGAGUCGCUUUUACAGGCCAUAAGAGCGCCGGAGGUCUACAAACCACUGCUCCUGAUGAUCGGCUUCUUUUUCUUUCAACAGUGCUCUGGAAUUGUUGCUGUGAUUGUAUUUGCAGCACAAAUCGCUACACGCGCUGGUGUCUCUGCCGAUCCGCUGCUGGUGGCUGUGUUUGUUGGUGUUGCUCGUAUAAUUACCACUUUCUUCACGAGCAAGAUUUUCGAAAAAUGGGGACGUCGCCCAGCGGGUAUAGUUUCAGCGACCGGAAUGACGAUUUGCAUGGCAUUGCUUGCAGCUAACGGUUGGUGGCCAGUUAUCGGCGAAUAUGUCCCAUUAUUGCCUGUUUUUGCCAUUUUGCUGCACAUAAUCUUCUCCACAAUGGGUUUGCUAACCCUGCCAUUCUUCAUGAUCUCAGAGGUUUUUCCACAACGUGUACGCGGCAGCGCCAAUGGGUUCACAUUGUGUGUUGGCCUUCUGUUCUCCUUUAGCGUAGUGAAGCUGUAUCCCACCGCGGAAGCUGAGAUAGGAACAGCCAAUUGUUUCGCUUUUUUCGGUGCGAUAUCUCUAUUGGCUGUGGCGUUCAUUUAUUUCGUUGUGCCAGAGACGAAAGGCCGCACGUUACUGGAGAUUGAAAACUACUUCCGUACUGGACGGAAAGUGAGCAAUGCAGAAGCUGCAGGUCAGCAGUCACAAAUAGCGAUGGAGGAGGCUGCCGGAAUAUACCGUUCCGAACAGGAACUUAAUGAAAUAUUCUUGAAAUUAAGUAAAGUAGACGAAGACGGCGAAAACAAACUAGACGCCAAAGAGUGAUAGACUGUAGUAGUGAAAAUAGGCAGGAAAUAUGUUUAUUUGUCGAAACUUUUAAAUAUGAGUUUAAAAUGCCAUAUCUUUUAUAAGAAUAACUGUACUUGAAGUAAAUAUAUGUAUUAAUAAUUA
This is a messenger RNA of Bactrocera latifrons, 2914 nucleotides long. RefSeq names its product facilitated trehalose transporter Tret1-2 homolog. Gene Ontology annotation, biological process: transmembrane transport. Gene Ontology annotation, molecular function: transmembrane transporter activity. The record is from RefSeq and is a predicted model, not a curated record. NCBI's taxonomy places the organism in Eukaryota, Metazoa, Arthropoda, Insecta, Diptera, Tephritidae. Bases 1127 to 2788 code for a protein of 553 amino acids. The transcript has 8 exons. Gene Ontology annotation, cellular component: membrane.